This is a messenger RNA of Colletotrichum abscissum, 1104 nucleotides long. RefSeq names its product phosphoglycerate mutase. Gene Ontology annotation, molecular function: phosphatase activity. Lineage: Eukaryota; Fungi; Ascomycota; Sordariomycetes; Glomerellales; Glomerellaceae. Gene Ontology annotation, cellular component: cytoplasm. The coding region runs from base 1 to 1104 and encodes 367 amino acids. The transcript is spliced from 3 exons. The record is from RefSeq and is a predicted model, not a curated record.
AUGAAGGGCCUCGUGCUGUCUUCCGUCCUCGCUCUCGCACCUCUCGCCCUCGCCGCCUGGCCAGAGGCCGAGGGAAAGGACAUCAAGUACACGUCUGUUCCUGGGUACUUUUUGCAGGACGACAACAGCACUGAUCCGACCGGCUUCGACUAUGCCGCGGUCAACUUUGGUCUCGUCAACCGGACGUACCCAACGGACAAGCACUUCGACCCCGAGGGCGUCAAGACCCAAUGGCAGCGUUUCGACCACUGGGUCCAGUACCUGAACUCUGGCUGCCGCAAGAGCGACAGCGUUCAGUACAAGCUGCUCUUCAUGGGCCGCCAUGGUGAGGGCUGGCACAACGCCGCCGAGUCAUUCUACGGCACUCCCGCCUGGAACUGCUACUGGGCCGAACAAGACGGCAACGCCACCGCACGCUGGGCCGAUCCCCUCCUGACCCCGGCCGGCGCAAACGAAGCCCUCAAGGCAAACGCCUACUUCAAGGACCGCUACGCGACCCAGAAGAUGCCCUACUUCGAGUCCUACUACACCAGCCCCCUGAUCCGCUGCGGCUACACCGCCAACAUCACCUUUGGCGACAUCCCCAUCCCCGCGGACGAGCACCCCUUCGUCCCCGUCGUCAAGGAAGGCUUCCGCGAGGGCAUGACGGUACACACCUGCAACUGGCGCUCCAACAAGACCUACAUCGCCUCGACCUUCCCGUCUUUCGAAUUCGAGCCGGGGUUCGCGGAAUACGACCCCCUCUGGCGCCGCAACGAGAGCGAGACGAGCGACGCCCAGGACGCGCGGUCGAAGGCCGUGCUGGACGACGUCUUCCGCACCGACGACAAGACGUGGUUGAGCAUCACCAGCCACUCGGGCGAGAUCACCAAGCUCCUGAAGGCGCUGAAUCACCGCGCUUUCCGGCUGUCGACGGGCCAGAUUAUUCCCGUGUUUGUGAAAGCCGAGGUCGUGGCGCCGGUGCCGGUGCCGACAUUUGCGGCGCAUGAGCCGUAUUCCACGUGUACGAGCCCGCCUGUGACGAGUAUUGCUGGACAGGGGUGUGUUUGCGCGACGACGGCUUCGUCGGGGCUGCUCCCGGCGGCUACGCUUAUGGCGGCGUGA